Molecule: messenger RNA, 891 nt
Organism: Lentinula edodes (shiitake mushroom)
Lineage: Eukaryota; Fungi; Basidiomycota; Agaricomycetes; Agaricales; Omphalotaceae
Exons: 11
Coding region: 1-891 (296 amino acids)
Molecular function (GO): chloride channel activity
Source: RefSeq, a predicted model, not a curated record
AUGACUACUAGCUUUGAACUUGCUACACCCAAUGUCAUGCUCACAGUGAUUGGUGUUCUGGGCUUCACGAUCUCCUAUAGAGCAGCGAGCGCCCUAAUUCCGCUUAUGGUAAGAUACGAACUUUACUGGCUUGGAAGAACUGCAUGGAGCGAUUUAAUGAAGACCCCGCACGCCAUUAUUCGUCUAAUAUGGUACCAGGUUCCUCCGUGUAGAACACCCUGUACCUCCGGAAAACGGGCCAUUGCGGAAUGGAAAAGACCUGGACAGAAGUUAUCGGAAGUCAUUGCCGAAAAGAAAAUGGCAUUGGACCUUGGCGAGGGUUUCAGUGUGGCCUUGAAGCAUCAUUCUCGAGUAUAUUACGAGGACCUCUACGACCUUGUUUGUCUACAACCUCAAAGUCUUAGCCCCAACUAUCCUGAUCUACUAGCGUCGAAAACCCCACCGCGUCAUCUUUCACCACUCGAAGUGGCGGAAAGGGUGACAAGUUACAACCUUCCUUUGGAGAUUCUGAGGUGUUUAAGCGAAUGGUGUAACCUAUUGGAGGACAGAGGAACUGUGCCAGGAACGAGUUUGGGCUCUAUCAUGGGCUGUAUAUCCACAUUUGAAGACAAAUCAACAGAUUUUAUUUUGAUUUCUGAUUUUUCGCCCGUCAGUAAUGGAAAAAUAUCGAUUGUACCUCUUCCAUUGAUUUGUGUACAGCGUUCACAUUGGCUGUUCUUGUUCUUCCUCCCCUUACAACUGGUUGCAAUGUUCGGCUGGCAUUCAAUUACGGAAGUCCUCAUAGCCUCUUCUAUAUACUUGGGCUUCCUAGCAGCAGGCGAAGAAAUUGAGCAACCUUUCGGUUACGACGAGGUUUAUUUCCCAGCGAAAUGCACCGUUGUUUGUGACUAA